AAUAACAUUACUGACCUAAGAUGAAAUCAUGCACUGGAAAAUGGUUCAAAGUUGAGAUGGGAUAGGUAUUUAAGGGAAUUUAAAACAAUAUCUUGUAUCAUUUCUGCAUAUAGAAUAUAAGGGACACUAACUUUUGGAAUCAAUUUUUGGAAACAAGACGAUGGCAGGUAAAAAGAAAGUUUGUAUCAUUGGAGCAGGGCCUUGUGGUACCUCAGCAUUAUUUCACUUUGAUCAGAUCAGCGAUUCUUCGACGGAAGUCGUCUGCUACGAGAAAAGCGACACGUGGCUUGGACUUUGGAAUUUUACAUGGAUGACUGGUACUGAUGAAUUUGGAGAACCAUGUCAUGGCGGUAUGUACAAACAUCUAUGGUCGAAUGGUCCAAAAGAAGGUCUAGAAUAUCCGUAUUAUACAUUUACUGAUCACUUUGGAAAAGCAAUACCAUCGUUUCUUCCACGACCGGCUAUGAGAGAUUAUUUGGAAGGCAGGCUUGUCAAGAAAAGCAAAUCAGAUUUAAAGCGGUUUAUCAAAUGGAACACUUCAGUAAGAUAUGUGAGGUACAACAAAAAGGCAGAUGACUUUACAGUUACAACUGAAGAUCUUAAGACAGGCCAUACAGUCGACACCAAUUUCACACACGUGAUAGUUGCCGUAGGAAUAUUCAAUACCCCAGACAAACCAUACUUUGAAGGCAUCGAGACCUUUCCUGGGAGAGUAAUACAUUCACAUGACUUCCGUGACGCUACACAGUUCAAAGGUCAGCGUGUUUUGGUUGUUGGAGCAAAGUAUUCGGCAGAGGACAUAGCGUUGCAAUGUUUGAAAUUUGGGGCCAAAAGUAUUGUGACGUCGUAUAGAUCGAGUCCAAUGAAUUUUAAAUGGCCGGUUGGAAUUGAAGAAAGGCCAAUAGUUCAGACAAUUGAAGGCAAAGUGGUACACUUUCUUGAUGGCAGUUCUACUGAAGUUGAUUCAAUCAUCCUGAGCACUGGUUACAAGUACAAAUUCCCAUUCAUGGAGGAUAAUUUACGUUUGUCUUCAUCCCGUACUUUAUAUCCUACUAGCUUAUACAAGGGAUCCCUGUGGUUACAGGAAGGUAACAAGAAACUGUUUUACAUGGGAGUUCAGGACCAGUUUUUCUCUUUCACAAUGUUUGAUGCCCAGGGCCUCUGGAUAUGCAGGUAUAUAACGGACACGCUACCAAACAAACUAACCAAUUGUGACGAAAUGAAGAAAGAAGCACGGCAAUGGCUACAGAGGUGUAGAAACCUGAAAGGAAACAUUGAACAAAUUGAUUUUCAGGCUGAUUUUAUCAAAGAUCUGAGCGACGGAACUGGAUAUUCGCCCGAUGCACCUAAGGCAAAUAAAUUUUUCCACAAGUGGGAUAGCGAUAAAAAGGCGAAUAUUGUAACUUACAGGGACCAACAAUUCAAAUCGCUGUAUUCUGGUACUGAAACUGCUCCAUGCACCAAACCGUGGUUUCAGAAUUUUGACGAUUCAAUUAGCCAAUUUAUUAAGAGAUAGACUUAUUAUGUAUGUUCGACUUUCAUUGAAUGACAUACCCCAAACAUAUAAUAUGCCUAAACAGUGUAUACUUUUUAUAAUCCUGGUACCUUUAGUAACUAUUGGGAAUGCUUAGUUGUAUUUUAUUCUUACACUAUAAAAAGUAUGUUAAGCUUUAUAUUUUACAUUUUGACAACAUGCUUGAUUGUAAUACCAUAACAGCUUAGCUCAAGUAUUUUGUUUUUAUAAUAAUCAAGCAUUUGAUAAUAACUAAAUAAAAGCAUUUUCUAUAAUUUAGCCUUUAUUACAUCUUGUUAAAGAAAUGAUAUAUCAAAAACAUCAAAUGAUGUGGUAAAACUUUUUAAUAUCACAAUUUAUCGUCGUCACAUUGUCUGUUUCUCUCAACUCAUCUCUUAAUAAUAGUUAUCAAAGGUAUCAGGAUUUAAUUUAGUACACAAGACGCGCGUCUCGUCUACAUAAAACUCAUCAGUGACGCUCAUAUCAAAAUAGUUUAAA
Molecule: messenger RNA, 2011 nt
Organism: Mytilus trossulus (common blue mussel)
Lineage: Eukaryota; Metazoa; Mollusca; Bivalvia; Mytilida; Mytilidae
Product: trimethylamine monooxygenase-like
Exons: 5
Coding region: 161-1516 (451 amino acids)
Molecular function (GO): N,N-dimethylaniline monooxygenase activity; flavin adenine dinucleotide binding; NADP binding
Source: RefSeq, a predicted model, not a curated record